AUGGCUAUCGACACAGUGCAACAUGGGUGGAGCGGGGGUGGACACACUGGGCAGGCCCUGGAGAUGCGCGCGAGGAUUCCAUUCAAAACGCCGCUGGACAAUGUGCAGCUGCCGUCACCACUCUGUGAAGUCAACAAGACCACAUUCGCGUCCACCAGAGUCCGGUACCUGACUGAGUGCCAACCGCCGUCUCUGUCUCUAUCUGACGCUUGCCGUCUGUCCCGAUCGUCAUCGACGAGACUUACCAGAGCGCCGUCCGCAUCGAGACCGCCCAGGAGCUUCCGCACCCGUAGCCUUUCUCGAAGCCGAUGGCGACAGCAGCUCGACCAGUGCCUGACCGACGCUAGAGUGCACAUCUACACCGACAUCCCCGCGCCCGCGCUCCUGAAACAGAGCAAGCCGCCGAAGGACACGGAGACAAACACGAUGUCGUACCACGAGCAGCAGCACUGGAUCACUGUCCAGCAGAAGACCUUCACCAAAUGGGUCAACACCAAGCUCGAAGUCCGUGGCAAGGAGGUCAAGGACCUGGUCCGCGAUUUAUGCGAUGGCGUCCUUCUCAUUCACCUCCUCGAGUGCCUCUCGGGAGAAUCCCUAGGCCGCUAUGCCGCCAAGCCCAAACUGCGCGUGCAGUGCUUCGAGAAUGCCAACCUCGCCCUUAACUUCAUCAAGUCUCGCGGUAUCCAGAUGACCAAUAUUGGCGCUGAGGAUGUCGUCGAUGGCAACCGCAAGAUCAUUCUGGGUCUCAUCUGGACUCUCAUUCUGCGUUUCACCAUCAGUGACAUUAAUGAGGAGGGCAUGACAGCCAAAGAAGGUCUUCUGCUAUGGUGUCAGCGAAAGACCGCCUGUUAUGACGAGGUCGAUGUACGUGACUUCAGCACCAGCUGGAAUGACGGUCUGGCCUUCUGCGCCCUGCUCGAUAUUCACCGCCCAGACUUGAUCGACUAUGACGCCCUCGACAAGUCCGAUCACCGCGGUAACAUGCAGCUUGCCUUCGACCUCGCCCACAAGGAAAUUGGCAUCCCAAAGCUGCUCGAUGUUGAGGAUGUUUGCGACGUUGCCAAGCCUGAUGAGCGCUCGCUCAUGACGUACAUUGCCUACUGGUUCCACGCCUUCUCCAAGAUGGAGCAGGUUGAGAACGCCGGCCGCCGCGUCGAAAAGUUCGUUAACAAUAUGCGCGGUGCUUGGGACAUGCAGCAUGCCUAUGAGCGCCGUAUGGCUGCCCUGCUUAAAGCCAUUCGCGAGCAGAUUCAGGCCUGGCGCGAGGCCAAGUUCGAGGGAACUUAUGCCGAUGCUAAGGCCCAGCUCUUUGAGUUCGGCGCCUACAAGAAGGGCAAGAAGCGUGAAUGGGUUGCCGAGAAGAGCGAGCUGGCCACAUUGUUGGGCAACAUCAAGACCAAGCUUGGUACAUACAGGCUCAAGCCGUACGAGCCACCAGCUGAACUAAGGCUGGAGGUGCUCGACCGGGAAUGGAGCAACCUCACCAAGGCCGAAAUGGCCAGGGGCCAACUUAUCAACGAAACUAUCAGGGACAUCAAAAACGCCCUGCGUAAGUCUUUCGCCGAUAAGGCCAAUGAUUUCGCUCUUGCUCUCAACACAAUACAGUUGGCCAUCUCGGGUCUCGAGGGUGAUAUUGAGGACCAGCUGCACCACGUGCGCAAACUCGCUGAGAACAUUCCACCACUGGAUGCCUACCUCGAAACCAUCGCAGCCGUCGACGCCAAGUGCCAAGAAGCCAACAUCGAAGAAAACGACUUCACGACCUACACGUACGAUGAGCUCUGUUACGAGCUCUCCCUCGUCAAAUCCUCCGUGCAAAAGAAGCUCUCCUUCCUCGAGAACCAGAUGGUCGCGCGCAACAUGACCAACCUAACCCCCAUCCAGCUCGAAGAGUUCGAGUCUGUCUUCCGGCACUUCGACCGCGACGACACAAACACCCUGUCCGAAAUCGAAUUUAGCGCAGCCCUCGCCUCCCUCGGCUUGGUCUUUACGGAGGAAGAAACCCAUGACUACUUCAUCCAGACCUCCAACGGCAAGGACCGCGUCACCUUCGAGCAGUUCAUCCGCUUCAUGGUGGACGUAACCGAGGACCAAAAUACAGCCGAGCAAGUUUUCCAGAGCUUCCGCGAGGUCGCUGACGGCAAGCCGUAUGUCACCGAGAUGGACCUACGCCACUCGCUCGUGCCGGACGAUGUCAUCGAGAAGCUUGUCGAGAUCAUGCCGCCUCACAAGGGCCCGGAUAUGAAGGACGACCGUGGGAUGCCGCAAUACGAUUACAUUGCUUUUAUGGAGAGCAUGAUGGGCGGAGAGGUCGACUUGAGCGGGUAUCGCGAUGAUAGUAAGCGGAAUAGCGUGGCGAGUGGGAGGGUGAGUCCGACGAAGAGGCUGUCGACGGGGUCGGCCAAACUUAAUGGGUUACAUUGA
Thermochaetoides thermophila DSM 1495 is the source of this 2424-nucleotide messenger RNA. Its product is annotated as putative actin cross-linking protein. The record is from RefSeq and is a predicted model, not a curated record. Gene Ontology annotation, cellular component: cortical actin cytoskeleton; plasma membrane; actin filament bundle. Gene Ontology annotation, molecular function: calcium ion binding; actin lateral binding. The transcript is spliced from 3 exons. NCBI's taxonomy places the organism in Eukaryota, Fungi, Ascomycota, Sordariomycetes, Sordariales, Chaetomiaceae. The coding region runs from base 1 to 2424 and encodes 807 amino acids. Gene Ontology annotation, biological process: actin cytoskeleton organization; actin filament bundle assembly.